This is a messenger RNA of Coregonus clupeaformis (lake whitefish), 1602 nucleotides long. RefSeq lists its product as uncharacterized. The record is from RefSeq and is a predicted model, not a curated record. The coding region runs from base 1 to 1224 and encodes 407 amino acids. The transcript is spliced from 2 exons. NCBI's taxonomy places the organism in Eukaryota, Metazoa, Chordata, Actinopteri, Salmoniformes, Salmonidae.
AUGGAGAGUGGCAUCAGACUCAAGGAUGAUGGGCACUAUGAAAUGCCACUUCCCUUCAAGAAAGGAAGACCAAACUUACCAGAUAACAAGGUAUGUGGCAUCCACCGUCUCAGAUGUCUGGAGAAGAAGUUAAAGGGAAAUGAGCAGUACUGCAGAGACUAUAAAACCUUUAUGGAUGAGACAAUAGCUUGUGGAGACGCCGAGCUUGUCCCUGAAGAGGAUAGCAAGACCCCAGCGUGGUACAUCCCCCACCAUGGGGUGUAUCAUCCCCCAAAAAGCCUGUUCCAUGUUAAGCCAGAGGACCAAGAUUACCUCAGAUUCUUGUGGUGGAAGGAUGGAGAUCUUAAAGCCCAGCCCUCCAUCUAUCGAAUGAAGGUCCACUUGUUCGGUGCAGCUUCAUCACCUGGAUGUGCUAACUAUGGCCUGAAGCACCUUGCCGCUCAAGGACAAGGACGCUUUAGAGAAGAAACCAUCAGGUUUAUCCAGAAGAACUUCUACGUCGAUGAUGGAUUGGCAAGUGUAGAAUCUGAAAACCAAGCAAUCCAACUAGUGAAGGAAGCAAGAGAGCUUUGUCGCACAGGCAAACUUCGAUUGCACAAGUUCAUCUCCAACAGCAAAGAAGUCUUAGCCACAAUUCCUGAGGAAGAGUGUGCUAAAGCCGUCAAGGACCUGACCAUGAUGUUGGGAGAACCACACAUGGAAAGAGCACUAGGAGUACAGUGGUGUGUGACUUCUGAUGAGCUGCAGUUCAGAGUGGUUGUCAAAGAAAAUCCACUUACCCGCAGAGGGGUCUUGUCCACAGUUGCCUCGGUGUACGACCCACUUGGAUUUGUGGCACCCUUCAUCCUGGUAGGAAAGCAGAUCCUGCAGCAGAUGUGUCGUGACAAGCUCAGUUGGGAUGAUCCUUUGCCUGAUGACCUUCGACCCCUGUGGGAGUCUUGGUUGCAAGAUCUAAAAAACUUGGCUGGUGUGAGAAUCCAAAGAUACUAUCUGCCAUCAAGCUUCAAGGUCCAGCAUUAUGAGCUCCACCACUUCUCUGACGCCAGCGUGUCAGGCUAUGGAGAGUGCUCGUAUCUAAGAGCAGUCAGUACAUCAGGUGAGGUCCACUGCUCCUUGGUCAUGGGAAAGUCAAGAGUUGCUCCUACUAAAGUCACGACCAUACCAAGACUCGAGCUGUCAGCAGCAGUGGUAGCAGUCCGGACCAGUGACAUGCUCAAGAAAUAACUAGAAAUAGACUGCCAACAAGAAUGUUUCUGGACUGACUCAAAGGUUGUACUUGGAUACAUCAGUAAUGAAGCCAGAAGAUUUCAUGUUUUUGUAGCAAAUAGAGUUGAACGCAUCAAGCUAAGCACAGAGGCCAGACAAUGGAGAUAUGUAGCUUCAGAAGACAACCCAGCUGACCACGCCUCAAGGGGUGUCACAGCAGAACAACUCACAGCUUCUAACUGGUUCACAGGUCCAGACCUUCUUUGGCAAAAUGAGCUACCAACUGGAGUUGUCAUGGUGGGAGAGAUCGAGAGCAGUGACCCAGAGGUCAAGAAAGCUCAGGUUCAUGACACUCAGGCAGAAGAAGCAAAAACAAUUUUAGAUCGUCUACACAAG